Messenger RNA from Paramecium pentaurelia, 1053 nucleotides. The record is from the annotation of a GenBank genome assembly. Lineage: Eukaryota; Ciliophora; Oligohymenophorea; Peniculida; Parameciidae.
UAUGUUAUAACCAUACAGAGGAAGUAGUCAACCACCUCGAUCAAAUCAGAUCUAAAACUAUGUAUUAAGUGAUUUAUAAAUAAAGUCUCGCUAGAACAAUUAAUAAAUGGCUCCGUUUAAUAUGUUUUAAGAAUUUGAUUCUAUGUCUAACAAGAUGAUGCAACAUAUGGAUCGUUAAUUGGCUAACUUAGGAUUUGGAUCUGUUUUUAAAGGCUUUGAUGACUUAGAAAAUGAAAUGAUGGAAUUCUCGAAUCUUCACAGACAUAUGACAGGUUUAAAUUAAAGAGAUGUUAACUAACAUUCAAAGGAUGGAGUAUUUUAGGUAUACUCAUCUAGUUAUGUUUAAUCAUCUAAAAUGGGAUAGGAUGGACGAGUUAUUUAAGAAAAAUAUUUCGAUAAUAAUGCUGUGGCUAGAGGUGUUAAUGGUCAUACUGUAUAUUGAUAUAAUUUAAAUUAGAUAAGUGAAAGAUAAUAAGGAUAUAAGAAUAGUGAUGGAAUAGAUAGAUUUGGACAUGAAAGAAUGAUGAAUGAUAAAGGCAGAAAGCAUGUAAGAGAAAGAGAUAGAACAGGUUAAAUAACUACUACAAAUCAUUAUUUAAACAUGGAUGAAAAUUAAGUUGAAUAAUUUGAAAAUGAAUGGUUGGGAAUGGGAAGAAAUUUAGGAAUAAAUGGACCCUCAGGAGGUCUAAGAGCAUUGUAAGGCUAAUCAAAUAUGAGAGAUCUUAAUAAUCAUCCUUUCCCAAGAGAACAAAUCACUUAUGGUGCUCCUAGUUAUCCUAGAAACAGUAAUAUAUUAUAAUAGAAUAAAAUUAGAUGAUAUCUAACCAAUUAUGUUGGGAAAUAAUAAUAGUAGUUAUAAUAACAAUCCAACUCGAUUGGCUUUACCCUAACAAUAAUAAUAAAUAACUCGAUCUGCCGUUUAAUAACCUGGAAUACAAAGUAGAGUUCCACAAUAAUAACAACCUGUUAGGGCUUUACCUCCAAGAAAACAAGAGAUUACUGGAGUAUAUCAAAAUAAAGGUGCUAGAAAUCAACAUCCUCAAGCUGGAUGAA